This is a messenger RNA of Pelodiscus sinensis (Chinese soft-shelled turtle), 2589 nucleotides long. It is a transcript of the gene NSF, whose product is annotated as N-ethylmaleimide sensitive factor, vesicle fusing ATPase. Gene Ontology annotation, cellular component: Golgi stack. Lineage: Eukaryota; Metazoa; Chordata; Testudines; Trionychidae. Gene Ontology annotation, biological process: SNARE complex disassembly; Golgi to plasma membrane protein transport; intra-Golgi vesicle-mediated transport. Gene Ontology annotation, molecular function: ATP binding; ATP hydrolysis activity. The record is from RefSeq and is a predicted model, not a curated record.
UUUGGACUGAACAUGCUCAGUUUGAUUCUUUAGUUUCUCAUUCAAUGCAAGAAGCUUCCAAGAAACUAGAGCAGCAAAACCUUUUUCCAGAGUAAGUCUUAGUUUGAUGUUUCAUCAAAGGACUGAUGGCAGUUUGCACCCUGUGAGGAACCUUCAAAUGGUGGAGACCUUGAUGCAACGGAGCACUUAUUUGAUCUUCUAUGCAAGCAGCAAGAUGUCCUACAGAUGAACUGUCAUUAAGCAACUGUGCUGUGGUGAAUGAGAAGGACUUCCAAUCUGGCCUGCAUGUAGUUGUGAGGACUUCUCCAAACCACAGAUACAUUUUCACGUUGAGAACACAUUCAUCGGUUGUUCCAGGCAGUAUCGCGUUCAGCCUACCACAGAGAAAAUGGGCAGGACUCUCCAUUGGACAAGACAUAGAUGUUUCCCCAUACACUUUUGACAAGACCAAGCAGUGCAUCGGCACUAUGACCAUCGAGAUAGACUUUUUGCAGAAGAAGAGCGUUGAUGCCAACCCGUAUGACUCAGACAAGAUGGCAGCUGAAUUCAUCCAGCAGUUCAACAACCUGGCUUUCUCAGUAGGACAACAGCUUGUGUUCAGUUUCAAUGAUAAACUUUUUGGCCUCUUGGUGAAGGAUAUUGAAGCAAUGGAUCCCAGCAUUCUCAAAGGGGAGCCUGGCACAAGCAAGAAACAAAAGAUUGAUGUGGGUCUGAUUCUUGGAAAUAGUCAAGUUGCAUUUGAAAAGGCUGAGAACUCCUCUCUCAAUCUGAUUGGCAAAUCUAAGACCAGGGAGAACCGACAGUCAAUUAUCAACCCUGAUUGGAACUUUGAGAAGAUGGGGAUAGGAGGUCUUGACAGAGAAUUUUCAGACAUCUUCCGUCGAGCAUUUGCCUCUCGAGUUUUUCCCCCAGAGAUUGUGGAGCAGAUGGGCUGCAAGCAUGUGAAGGGCAUCCUGUUGUAUGGACCACCAGGCUGUGGUAAAACACUGAUGGCUAGACAGAUUGGCAAGAUGCUGAAUGCCAGAGAACCAAAGGUGGUCAACGGUCCAGAAAUACUCAACAAAUAUGUAGGAGAGUCUGAGGCGAACAUCCGCAAGCUCUUUGCUGAUGCAGAAGAGGAGCAAAGGAGGCUUGGUGCAAACAGUGGUCUCCACAUCAUAAUCUUUGAUGAGAUUGAUGCCAUCUGCAAGCAGAGAGGGAGCAUGGCGGGCAGCACGGGAGUCCAUGAUACUGUCGUUAAUCAGCUGCUGUCUAAAAUCGACGGAGUGGAGCAGCUAAAUAACAUCUUGGUCAUUGGAAUGACCAAUCGACCAGACCUGAUUGAUGAUGCCUUGUUGCGACCUGGGAGAUUGGAGGUGAAAAUGGAGAUUGGGUUGCCAGAUGAGAAGGGCCGAAUUCAGAUUCUUCAUAUCCACACCUCAAAGAUGCGGGACCACCAGCUGCUGUCUGCAGAUGUUGAUAUUAAAGAACUUGCUGUGGAAACCAAAAACUUCAGCGGUGCUGAGUUAGAGGGUUUGGUGCGAGCAGCACAGUCCACAGCUAUGAACAGACACAUAAAGGCCAGCACCAAAGUAGAAGUGGAUAUAGAGACAGCAGAUCGUCUGCGGGUGACGAGGGGAGACUUCUUAACCUCUCUGGAGAAUGAUAUCAAGCCGGCAUUUGGAACCAACCAGGAGGAUUAUGCAAGUUACAUCAUGAAUGGCAUUAUAAAGUGGGGUGACCCUGUAACACGGGUUCUGGAAGAUGGAGAACUGCUUGUCCAGCAAACCAAAAACAGUGACCGCACUCCGCUAGUUAGCGUUCUUUUAGAAGGUCCCCCACAUAGUGGAAAGACCGCCUUGGCAGCAAAGAUUGCAGAAGAGUCCAACUUUCCCUUUAUCAAGAUCUGUUCUCCUGAUAAGACGAUUGGCUUUUCUGAAACUGCUAAGUGCCAAGCUAUGAAGAAGAUCUUUGAUGACGCCUACAAGUCCCAGCUUAGCUGUGUAGUAGUGGAUGACAUUGAAAGGCUCCUAGAUUAUGUUCCUAUUGGACCACGAUUCUCCAACUUGGUGUUGCAGGCCCUUCUCGUGUUGCUAAAAAAGGCACCUCCUCAGGGUCGCAAACUUUUAAUCAUUGGAACCACCAGCCGUAAAGAUGUCCUUCAGGAAAUGGAAAUGCUCGAUGCUUUCAGCACCACUAUUCACGUACCCAAUAUUGAGACAGGAGAACAGCUGAUGGAGGCUUUGGAGCUGCUUGGUAACUUCAAAGAUAAAGAACGCAGCACCAUUGCACAGCAUGUCAAAGGGAAGAAAGUGUGGAUUGGAAUCAAGAAGCUGCUGAUGUUGAUUGAGAUGUCGUUACAAAUGGAUCCUGAGUAUCGUGUGAGAAAGUUCCUGGCACUCCUGAGAGAAGAAGGAUCUAGUGUGCUUGACUGAAUGGAGAUGGACCAUGUGCAGAGCUCGGUGGCUAGAGAAGUGACCACGCUACAGAAGAAACAGAUCUUUGUUCUUCUGUUCAACACACUGGACGAAGUGAAAUGUUCUUCUACCUUCAACAUCCCACUUGGAAUGUGCAUGUUUAGCAAAAUAAAAUCCCUUCUUUGCUCUUAAA